Molecule: messenger RNA, 561 nt
Organism: Condylostylus longicornis
Lineage: Eukaryota; Metazoa; Arthropoda; Insecta; Diptera; Dolichopodidae
Exons: 2
Coding region: 1-546 (181 amino acids)
Source: RefSeq, a predicted model, not a curated record
AUGGAAGAUCUUGCGCUGUCUGUUAUGGAUCAACAUUAUCAAAAAAUUGGUAAAAAAUGUGGUGAAAUUUUAACCAAUAAUAUAAAUAAUAAUGAGACAUUUUCAUAUUUAUGUACACUUUGUAUUGAAAUAUAUGAAAGUCUAGAAAAUUUUCAAAAUCAUUACAAAGAAAAACAUUCAGCACAAAAUAAAGCAAUCAAUUCUACUAAUUGUUUUGAUAAAGAACAUAAUGAUGAUAAUGAGGAUUUAAUUGAUAUUUCAUCAGAAAGUUCAAUUGAUUCAUGCGAUAAAGUUCAACUAGAAACACAAUCAUUAUCCUUGGAUGAAGUCGAUUGUACUACUAAUAAAAAGAAAAUUAUUCACACAAAAACUAAUGCAAGUAAUACAAAGCAAUAUGUAAAAGGAAUAAAAUCUAUAAAAAAAUUUAUUUGUUCAAUUUGUGGUAAAAAAUUUUCUAAAAAAAUAAUAUUUUUCGCUCAUAAAAAGAAACAUUUUCCACAAAGAAUUACAAAAAGGAUUUUUAAGAAUGAAAUUCAAUCAAAGUAAUUUAUAUUAAGUAUA